Molecule: messenger RNA, 647 nt
Organism: Polistes canadensis
Lineage: Eukaryota; Metazoa; Arthropoda; Insecta; Hymenoptera; Vespidae
Gene: mRpL14
Product: 39S ribosomal protein L14, mitochondrial
Exons: 3
Coding region: 124-570 (148 amino acids)
Biological process (GO): translation
Cellular component (GO): ribosome; mitochondrion
Molecular function (GO): structural constituent of ribosome
Source: RefSeq, a predicted model, not a curated record
UUUACUAAGAAAGAUAUAAUGGGGUUAUGUUAGUUCUGAAAUAAUAACAGAUACUGAAAUCGUUCAGGUACAACAGUAUUGCGAGAAUAAUUAAUUCGUAUAAAAAGGUAUCCUUGAAUUGCCAUGAUGUUAUCUCACACAGUUGCAUUAAAAAUUGCAUCAAGAAGUAUUAGCACUUCUGUUCCCUCCAAUCAAAUUAUUAAAUUAAGUCGUUUAAGGGUUGUUGAUAACAGUGAAAUUGGAAAAAAAGCUAUGCUAGAAGGGAAACCACCACGUUGUAUUCACGUUUAUAAUAAAGUAGGGGUUGGAUAUAUUGGUGACAGGGUAUUAGUUGCUAUAAAAGGUGAAAAGAAGAAAGGCAUACUAGUUGGUUUAAAGCAAAAGCAAAAUCCGAAAGUACCCAAAUUUGAUUCCAAUAAUUUAGUUCUCAUAGACGACAAUGGCACACCUUUAGGAACACGAAUACAUGUACCAAUACCUCAUAUAUUAAGAACAUUGUUAAAAGAGAAAACUCAUAGCAAAGGAGCAGAUUAUACUAAGUUACUUGCUAUUGCAUCAAGAUUUGUAUAAAAUUUGUCGAAUGUAUAGAUUUCUCUUUGCAAAGUUUACAUAAAAUAAGAUGUAUAAUAAAUAUCAUUUACGCGAAC